Messenger RNA from Trichogramma pretiosum, 3388 nucleotides. It is a transcript of the gene MetRS, whose product is annotated as methionine--tRNA ligase, cytoplasmic. The record is from RefSeq and is a predicted model, not a curated record. Gene Ontology annotation, cellular component: cytosol; aminoacyl-tRNA synthetase multienzyme complex. The transcript has 16 exons. Bases 98 to 3163 code for a protein of 1021 amino acids. NCBI's taxonomy places the organism in Eukaryota, Metazoa, Arthropoda, Insecta, Hymenoptera, Trichogrammatidae. Gene Ontology annotation, molecular function: methionine-tRNA ligase activity; ATP binding. Gene Ontology annotation, biological process: methionyl-tRNA aminoacylation.
CCGCAUAUGCUGACGAAACCGCACAAAACUGGUCCAUCAUCCAUGUGUUCAACAAUAAAUAAAAGGAUUGGACAUUUGUCAUAGAAUUACUGUCAAAAUGAAGGUUCUAUCGAAUCCUAACAACCCAAAUUCAUUGAAGCUAGUUAUUGCAGCUUCGAUUUCUGGCAAAAAGUUGAAAAUUGAUUACACAGCCGAAUCUAAGCAAAGUUCUCUUCAUCGAUUACCAAUUUUAAAAGAUGAAGAACAAGGAAUUGAAUUAUUCAGUUUAAGCGCAGCUGUACAAUAUCUUGCUCCACUUAGCACAAAUAAUUCUGUUAUUGCUAACAGAUGGCUCGAAUGGGAAGCAUGUCAAUUGCUGCCAGCGAUUACUGCUUAUGGUGGCACUGGAAAAAUAGAUUUAUCUCACAAGCCAAGAGUAUGGUCAUUAUUGAAAGAAUUAGAUUCAACUUUAAAAAAUAGCCAGUACUUAAUACAGGAACAAAGUGAUAUUAAUGUUGUGGAUUCAUCAAUUUGGGUAACAUUGUGGUCAACAUUAAUUCCUACAAAAAUUGGAGAAGUGAUACCCCAAGAAUUUCCAAAUGUCAAUAAAUGGUUGCUUCUAAUAGAAAAUUUACCAAUUAUUCAACAGUCAUUAAAGAAAGUUACUAUAGAAAGAGGACUUCCUGCUAUAGUAGCUGUUAAUGCAGUAUCAUGGUAUCCUAUCAACUCAUACUCAGGAUCUGAAAAACCUCAGAGUAAAACAUCGAAAAUUUCUGAGGUAACUUGCAAUGAAGAAAAAGAAGAUAAAGCUGUCUCGCAAGAAGAGUUAAAUUCUGUAAAAAAUAAUUGGACAUCUGUACCUUUCUUAGAUUACAAAGAGUCAGCUUAUCCGGUAUUACCUAAAAAAGACGAAAGAAAUGUUUUAAUUACAUCUGCUCUUCCUUAUGUAAAUAAUGUUCCUCACUUAGGAAAUAUUAUUGGAUGUGUACUUUCUGCAGAUAUUUUUGCUAGGUAUUGUCGGCAAAGAAAUUAUAAUACCCUCUACAUUAGUGGAACUGAUGAAUAUGGUACUGCAACUGAAGCUAAAGCUUUAGAAGAAAAAUUAACACCUCAGCAAAUCUGCGAUAAAUAUUUCAAUAUUCACAAUGAUAUAUACAGAUGGUUUAGCAUUGGUUUUGAUUAUUUCGGUAGAACGACAACACCAGAACAAACUGAAAUAGUACAAGCUAUGUUUUUGAGAAUAAAAGAAACAGGCUACGUUAUAUCUAAUUCAGUUGAUCAACUUUUGUGUGAGAAGUGCGAUAGGUUUUUGGCAGAUAGAUUUGUUGAAGGAGUUUGUCCUGGAUGCAAAUAUGAAGAUGCCAGAGGAGAUCAAUGUGAUGGUUGUGGGCAUCUUGUAAAUGCAACUGAAUUAAUAAAUCCAAGGUGUAAAGUUUGUAGCACUACACCAAUUAUCAAGGCAUCAACGCAAUUCUUUUUAGAUCUACCUAAAAUUCAAAAUAAUUUGAAAGAAUGGGCAAAUAAAGUUGAAGAUGGAUGGACACCAGUGGCUCGAGCUGUUACUAAACCUUGGUUGCGAGAUGGCUUAAAGCCUAGAUGCAUUACAAGAGAUUUAAAAUGGGGAAUUCCAGUUCCUCUUGAUGGAUAUCGGAAUAAAGUAUUCUAUGUUUGGUUUGAUGCCCCUAUUGGAUACCUCAGUAUUACUAAAAAAUAUACUAAAGAGUAUGAGAAAUGGUGGAAACCGAAAGAUUCCAAAGUUGAUUUAUAUCAAUUUAUGGCUAAAGACAAUGUUCCUUUCCAUGCAAUCAUGUUCCCAGCAACUCUCAUGGCUGCAAAUGAAGGUCAUACUCUUGUGAAACAUAUCAUGGCCACAGAAUAUCUUAAUUAUGAGGAUACUAAAUUUUCCAAGUCACGAGGAAUAGGUGUAUUUGGCACGGAUGCUAGAGACACAGGUAUUCCAGCUGAUGUUUGGCGGUUCUACCUUGCCUAUAUUAGGCCUGAAACUAUGGAUUCAAACUUCAACUGGAUUGAUUUAGCUACAAAAAAUAAUAGUGAAUUACUUAAUAAUUUAGGAAACUUUAUAAACAGAGCUCUAUCAUUUGCAGACAAAACUUUUAAUGGAACUGUCCCAGCUAUUGAUUUGAAAGAAGAUGAUUUAAAUUUCUUGGCAUUAGCUCAACGGGAAUUGACAUCUUACGUUAAUUUACUUGAACAAGCUAGAUUACGUGAUGCUUUAAAACAUGUUUUAAUGAUUUCUAAACAUGGUAAUCAGUACAUGCAGUACCAACAACCAUGGGUAAAAGUUAAGGGAAAUGACGAAGACAAGAAAAAAGGAGCUACUGUAAUUGGAUUAUGCUGCAAUAUAGCGUGUCUUCUUGCAUCUCUUAUUGGCCCAUUCAUGCCAAACACCGCACGAGAGUUAAGAUCACAACUUGGUUUAUCAGUUCAAACUUAUGGUUACAUUCCAAAUGUAAUAUCAUUGAUGAUUCCAUGUGGCCAUAAGCUUGGAAAACCGAAACCAUUAUUUGCUAAAAUUGAAGAUAAACAAGUAGAAGAACUUCGCCAAAAGUAUGCUGGAAAACAAAAUUCUGAAACCAUUAAAAAAAAUAAUCUAGCUUUAGAUAAUGCUGCUUUAGAUAAGGUUGCACUAGAAGCUGCAAUUGAAAAACAAGGUAAUCUAGUAAGAGAGUUGAAGGCUAAAGGUGAUAAAAGUGUAUGGCAACCUGAAGUUAAUAUUCUUUUAGAUUUAAAAAAAAAAUUAGCUAAUCUUGCAAGCUCAUCCAAAGCUCAAACAAAUGCAGCAUCUGAUACUGAUGCAUCUGCUCUUGAAGCGGCCAUUCAAAAACAGGGCAACCUAGUUCGAGAGUUAAAGGCUAAAGGUGAUAAAAGUGUAUGGCAACCUGAAGUUAAUAUUCUUUUAGAUUUAAAAAAGAAAUUAGCUAAUCUUGUUGCAAGUUCACCCAAGGCUCAAACAAAUCCUGCAUCUGAUACAAAUGUAUCUGCUCUGGAAGCUGCCAUUCAAAAACAGGGCAACCUAGUUCGAGAGUUAAAGGCCAAAGGAGAUAAAAGUGUGUGGCAACCGCAAGUAGAUAUUCUUUUGGAUCUUAAAAAGCAAUUGGAAGCUUUCAAGCCAUCAUCAGCUGCAACAUCCAGCAAUAGUAAAAAAUCCAAAAACAAGAAAUAAGUCCUUUGACAGAUGAAUGUUCAUUUUUUAAAUUGUUAGCUGUUUUAUGUGAAUUUAGUGAUGCAUUCAAUUGCAAUAUCACAUGAAUAAUGUUCAGUAACAUUUUAUACUCUUUUACUUUUCUCUGCGUCUAACAGUUUUAAAUGUUUAUCAGUGGAUGAAAGUUAUUUUGUGAGACAAUAAGACCCAAACCUGAUCUGUGACCAUAAAAAAUAAUUUUUAAAA